Messenger RNA from Pseudophryne corroboree (corroboree frog), 6229 nucleotides. It is a transcript of the gene AAK1, whose product is annotated as AP2 associated kinase 1. Bases 318 to 3080 code for a protein of 920 amino acids. The record is from RefSeq and is a predicted model, not a curated record. Gene Ontology annotation, molecular function: protein kinase activity; ATP binding. Gene Ontology annotation, biological process: protein phosphorylation. The transcript is spliced from 22 exons. Lineage: Eukaryota; Metazoa; Chordata; Amphibia; Anura; Myobatrachidae.
AGUGAUAGGGAGGAGGGGGCAGGAAAAAAAAAUCUAAGUCAUUUCCUGUUCAGGUUCAUUUCCUGGUUAAGACCCAGUUAUCAGCUGCUGUGCUGUCCCCAUACACAAUAUCCCAUCCUAAUUCUCCAUGGAUCCCAGCGCUCCCCAUCACCGCAGCGCCCUGCUGCUGCCUUCAUCCUAGGGGACACGUGGAACUUAUAUUUAGAUCGCUAUUAAUAGGGUGUCAGAGCUGUUGAAUGAAAUUAUUCCCCUGAUCCAGAGGGAAAAGGAUCAUAUUUUUGUCCCCUGCGGAAGCCUGCUGUUUGGGGGUCAAGGACAUGAAGAAGUUUUUUGACUCCCGGCGUGAAUUGGGCGGAUCUGGACCCGGGGUUGGUAGUGGCUCCUGCAGUGGCCUGGGUACCGGAUAUAUUGGCAGAGUCUUUAACAUCGGGAGGCAUCAAGUCACGGUGGAUGAGGUGUUGGCAGAAGGUGGAUUUGCGCUGGUCUUCCUGGUACGCACCAGCAAUGGUAUGCGGUGUGCACUCAAGCGCAUGUAUGUGAAUAAUGAACAUGACCUUCAGGUUUGCAAGAGAGAGAUUCAAAUCAUGAGGGAUCUCUCUGGGCACAAGAACAUUGUUGGUUACAUAGACUCCAGUAUUAAUUCUGUGAGCAGUGGAGAUGUGUGGGAGGUGCUGAUCCUCAUGGACUUCUGCCGAGGGGGGCAAGUAGUAAAUCUAAUGAACCAGCGUUUGCAGACUGGAUUCACAGAGAACGAGGUUCUGCAGAUCUUUUGCGACACAUGCGAAGCGGUGGCUCGCCUCCAUCAGUGCAAAAGUCCCAUCAUCCACCGGGACCUGAAGGUGGAAAAUAUCUUACUACAUGACCGUGGUCACUAUGUCCUGUGCGACUUUGGAAGUGCAACUAACAAAUGUCAAAACCCUCAGACUGAAGGUGUUGCCACUGUGGAAGAUGAGAUUAAAAAGUACACCACGCUUUCCUAUCGUGCCCCAGAGAUGGUGAAUCUUUACAGCGGCAAAGUUAUCACUGCCAAGGCUGAUAUCUGGGCCCUGGGAUGUUUGCUAUACAAGGUGUGUUUUUUCACCCUUCCAUUUGGAGAGAGCCAGGUCUCUAUUUGUGAUGGGAAUUUCACCAUCCCUGACAACUCCCGCUAUUCCCACGACAUGCACUGCCUCAUCCGGUACAUGCUUGAGCCGGAUCCAGACAAGAGACCGGAUAUAUACCAAGUUUCCUAUUUUGCCUUUAAGCUAGCAAAAAGGGAGUGCCCUGUACCAAAUACUCUUGACUCUGCCAUCCCUGCAAAGCUGCCUGAGCCAGUGAAAGCAGGAGAAGCUGCUGCUAAGAAAUCCCAACCCAAGACCAGGCUAACUGAUCCUGUACCAACAACUGAAACCUCAAUUGCUCCUCGCCAGAGGCCAAAAGCUGGUCAGACUCAGCCGAACCCUGGGAUGCUUCCAAUCCAGCCAGCUCUAACACCCAGGAAACGGCCCACGGUGCAGCCAGCCCCCGCCACACCAGUUGUAGCAGGCAGCAUUCAGCCCACGGCCCCUGCCGCAGUGCAGCCCACCGCAAAGCCAGCGUCACAGCCCCAACAGCAACCUAAGCCGGCCCAACCUUCCCCACAGCCCGCCACCCCAGUGACUGCGGCUCCACAGGCUGCAGUUCCGGCACAGACUCCGACAGCACCAACUGCACAGCCGGCGCCUCAUCCCCAACAGCAGCAGCUAUAUCUCCAACAGCAAUUACAGCAGCAACAGGCAGCUGCUUUAUAUCAGCAGCAAAUGCUGCAAGCGCAACAAAUCCAGGCCAUGCAGCAGCAGCAGAUCCUCCAAGCCUACUACCUACAGCAGCAGCAACUCCUGGCACAACAAGCUGCAAUGCAGCAGAAAGUAGUGGCCCCAUUGCAAGCGUCUUUACCCACCCAGCCACAGACCUUGCCGGCCUCUGCUCAGAUACCUGCUGCCCAGGAUCAGGGGAUGAGAGCCUCCCAGAUAAAUCAGCCAGCAGCAGCACAGCCCACGGCAGGGCCUAAGCUGGGAUCCCUCACUCCCCCCUCCUCUCCUAAGACGCAGCGCGGAGGACACAGGAGGAUCCUGAGCGAUGUCACACACAGCGCAGUCUUCGGAGUGCCUGCUAGUAAAUCUACACAACUACUCCAGGCUGCAGCAGCAGAAGCAAAUCUCAAUAAAUCAAAGUCAGCUACAACAACCCCCUCUGGGUCACCAAGAACUUCACAGCAGAAUGUCCACAACCCCCCAGAGUCCUCUGGCUGGAACCCGUUUGAUGACGAUAACUUCUCCAAACUCACUGCAGAGGAACUACUCAAUAAGGACUUUGCUAAGCUAGGCGAUAGUAAAGCUCCGGAGCAACUGAACAGCUCAGCAGAGGACCUCCUGUCAGGCUUUCCAGCUCCCCCUGCUGUGUCUCAGGCAGAUGCUUUUGGACCUUCUCUGUUCUCCAGUGGAGCAGCUGUGGAUAAACCUCUAGACGUGCAGGGGCAGGAUUCCAGCCCUCCGCUGCACAAAACGCCAGACCCCUUCUUACCUCUUCCUCUGUCUGACACCCCAGAGAAACUGAUUGAGGGUCUCAAAUCACCGGAACCCCAGCUUCUGCUUCCUCACCUUGUACCACUGGCAGACCCAUUUGGGAGCACCUCUACAGCUGUGAAUGGGAAAGCUGAGCCUGUGGUGGAGAGCCUAAUUCCUGGGCUGGAGCCUCCGAUGCCUCAGCGCCUCAUGUCCCAGGCCGACUCCAUCGCUUCAAAUCGCACAGACUCCCUUACCGGGGAGGACUCUCUGCUCGACCUCUCUAUUCUGUCUAACCCAGCGGCUGACCUUCUCGACGAGUUUGCACCUGUAACUCUCUCUGCUCAAGCAUCUUCAGACGAUACUAACCUCCUAGCUGGCUUUGAUAUCCCGGAUGAAACAGAAAAAAGAGCGGAUGAUGAAUUUGACCCUAUUCCAGUACUGGUUUCCAAAAAUUCCCAAGGUCCUCACGCUAAUAACAGCAGUGGGAACUCUGAGUCCAGCCUACCAAACAUGACCAGGUCUCUUCUACUGGUGGAUCAGCUCAUAGACUUGUAAACUGCACACAUUGCUAGCAAAAAUCCCCCCUUUCCCCCCCCCCCCCCCACAGAGGAGUAACCCUACAUAUUUAUAUAUAGAUAGGUAGAUAUAUGUACAUCUCUUUAUUUUUUAUUUCGACCUUCUGUGCACAUCAGUAUAGUGUGGAUCUGCUAAGGAGCCUCUGGCUGACUCUUAAUACAUAUCCUUGCCGACUUUAACGUCUUGUACAAACUGCUUCCGUCUUAAGCGAUAGAAAAGAUCUGUGUUGUGGAUGAACUGUGCGGAAUAGAAGACUGUGCGACAGGUGGGGUGACGGAGGAGUCCCGUGUGCUUAAGCUGUGGAGAUAUAAAAGCUUUGUGUUUCUUGUAUCCCAACCUUCCUCUUAAAGACUCUACUCAUCAACUGACCUCGAUGGUUGAUACGUUUUUAUGUUCCAGCCUCUUAUCAGCAUUUCCAGGAUGGAUAUAUUGUUCUAAGCUCUGGGUUUUCAGCAAACAAAGAAAAAACAUUCCCCACACGCAACUCUCCUUUCGCUGUCCUGAGAUAUGGGUGUAAUUGCCACAGUGCGUAAAGAGAACAGUACGAUGUUGCCUGGUAGUAUAGCAUGCAUUGAUAGAGAUGGCAGCGAUGAUGGAAGACUUGCAGAGUGAAUCACAUUCAGUACCUGAAUUAUUGAGUUGGCUUCUUUGUGUGUGUUGUAAUAACGCCGUGAUUUGCAUCGAUUUUCCCGGCAUCUUUUAAAAUAGUAAAUUUUAUUCAGUGCAAAUCUUGGCAUGGGUUCAUAUAUUUUCUAACCCAACCUUUUAAUAAUAAUAAUUGCUGUUUUAAAAGCUGCUUGGGAAAACCGUGCUGUUCAAUAAAUCAGGCCCACUUCUUAGGAUGCAGAAUACGGAAGGUAUAUAUUGGCUUGGAAAUAUUUUAACCGUUUUAGUGAUUACACUGCUGGGCCACAACAGGGAACUGAAUGGAAGCCGUCCUGUUCCGCAUAAUGAACCUGUUUAUACGGAGAAAUGAAAAGACACCUGCAAUGUUAGCAGACAACUGUCUUCUGUCAUGUGACUGUGCAAUAUUGUCAUGAAGGAAAAUGAUAAGUUCUUGUCUGGCUGCUAAUAAUCGGAUCAGGUGACAGUUGCAUAAUAUUAAUUGGGGUAAGAAGAAAUCAUUAGUAAAUUAUAUUUUACAGUAAGACGGGAAGAGGCAAUAUUUAAAAUUAAAAUAGUUAAAGUAAAGAAUUCAGUAAACAUAACCGCGGCUGUGUGUGCUAAUAAGGGACACGUAUGAGGUGGGUAAUGUUAAAACAGAGUUCUCAUUCUCAGAGCAGUUAUCUGAUUAUUCAUUGCUCACUACUAUAGCUUGCUAUGCAUUCCGGAUUUUCAUGCAAGCGUAGGGUACGUCAUAAAACGCUUGACCUAAGUAUUAGUUACGUACAGCAUAACGUGAAGACUAAAGUUGUGGCACCUAAAUAUUUGUGCAGCAACACAUUUACUUAUGAAACGGAUACCGCUAUCCUGCAUCCUACCAAUGAAGCAUGAGCCUCUUUAUAUAUCUUUAGCUGUAAGUUUUGGGUUUUGCAUAUGUGACACAAGAUUGCCUGUUGUGCUUUAUAUCAAACAAUUGGUAAGUAGUACAAAGAUUGGAAAGUAGCAAACAAACUAUAAAGCAAAGAAACGGACAUCACUGCAUCUCUGAUUUAUAUAUCAGCGUAAAAAAAAAAAAAUUGCAUUGCCAGAAGAAUUAAGUCCCCAAUAUUUGUUUUUACACCGAUUUUCUGUAUUUUAAAAUAAAAUACAAAAACUUUAUUUUAUUUUAUUUAUUUUAUUUUUUUUUGGGGGGGGGGGUAAAUUGUUAAACAUACAAACAGGGAUACUUGUCUAAUAACAUUGCAAAACUCCUACAAAGUGUCAAAUGUGGGUUUCACCAUCUGUGACAAAUCUUACCAUUGGCCUCGGUGUCGCCGCCCUGCAUGUCGGAUAAAUUUUGUCUGACCCCAUACUCUUCUUUCUAUUUUAUUUUUUGUUAUGAAAAGAGAAGUAUUUAAAUAUGUAUCUGUGUGUGUGUGUGUGUGUGUGUGUGUGUGUGUGUGUGUGUGUGUGUCAUGCAAGGGUCAGCGUAAUCUCUAUUUGUGCAGAUGUCUGUGAGAGAGUUUCUAAUAUAUCUGUAUGAUACACAAGUGAUAUUAAUGUAUGUAUGUAUGUAUAAAAAAAAAUCUGUAUGAUCAAUGAGUUCUGAUGUCAUCGCUUAUAACCAGUGAGUUCUGAUGUCAUCACUUCAGUGUUCACUAGGGAAGCUUGCAUAUUAUAAGGAGUAAUGCACCCCCUACUGUAAAACAUAACAGACGUAAGUCACCAUGGAUUUAUACGGCACAGGACUCAGCGACCUGUAAUCUAAAUAUCAUAUACAGCAGGGAGUGGAUGAUACCAUAUAUAUUGUACGCUAAAAGGUACACAUAUGGCUGGAGUGGCAUGUGUCUGAAUGUCUGCCAUGUGCUGGAAUUUGAUGUAUGUAAAUAAAAUAAUGCCUUCUAAGAGCCCUUUCACACGUGCAGAAACGUGUGUUUUAAAUUAUGUGUUAAUUAAAACAUUAUGACAAAUGCACACUCGACAGUGCAAUGUGAGAACGUAGGUUUUUGAACUUGUCUCCUAAAUGAAGGCGUUAGGCACUUACGCUGCCAAACUAAAAUAAUAAGUUCAAGAUCCCUUAAAUAUGCACAUUUAGCAAAUUCACACGUUUAUCACACAGAUGUAUUACAUUGGAAUUCAGGCUUAAUGCAUGUUUUGGAACAUGUGGAAGGGCUCUAAGUUUGUGGGGACCCCUCUAUAACAAAUUUCUACCUGUGUCCAACAUGCCUAUCUUCCUUUAUUGUUCUAUAUUAUAUUGGGGGAGGGGGAAGUGUUCUCAUCCCGGGAGCUUUGAUCAUUACUGUAGGAACUAAUCCUUUAGUGAAGUGGUUGGUAGAAUUUUCACUUGUGUAUAUAUAAAUAUAUAAAUAUAUUUUAGUCCAUGCUCCUCCUUCUCCUGUUCAGAUUCUCCAGUUCCUUCCUGAGUUUUCCAUAAAAAGAAGUAGAGAUGAAGAUAAGAUGGCCAAUGUGGCAAUACAACCUGCACAUUUCCUGAUUGUAUAGUAGAAUCCGAUCUAUUUCUGUGAAUUAAAGUAUUUUAAACAAUG